Molecule: messenger RNA, 762 nt
Organism: Beauveria bassiana ARSEF 2860
Lineage: Eukaryota; Fungi; Ascomycota; Sordariomycetes; Hypocreales; Cordycipitaceae
Exons: 3
Coding region: 1-762 (253 amino acids)
Source: RefSeq, a predicted model, not a curated record
AUGUCUUACCGCGACGACAGCAACUCCUACGGAGGCAACACCGACAGCUAUAGCUCGUCUGGUAACAACUCCUCCAGCUUUGGUGGCUCUGGCAACAACCGUCGCAGCAAUGACGACGACGACAGCUUCGGCUCCUCCGGCACCAAGAGCUCCAGCUACGGCUCCGGCAACAACAGCUCCAGCUAUGGCUCCGGCAACAACAGCUCCAGCUAUGGCUCCGGCAACAACUCGUCCAGCCGCCGCAACAACGAUGACGAUAACGACAACAGCUACGGUUCCAGCAACAAGAGCGGUUCGUACGGCUCCUCUGGCAACGAUAACUCUUCUAGCAGCUACUCCUCCUCCGGCAACAACAACACUUCUAGCAGCUAUGGCUCGUCCGGCAACAACAACAACUCCAGCAGCUAUGGCUCUGGCAACAACAGCUCCAGCCGUCGCAACAAUGACGACGACAACGAUAACAGCUACGGUUCCAGCAACAAGAGCAGCUCGUACGGCUCCUCUGGCAAGGACGACAACACCUACGGCUCCAGCAACAAGAGCAGCUCGUACGGCUCCUCUGGCAACGACAACACCUCUGGCUCCUACGGCUCUUCUGACCGCACUGGCGGCUCCGACUCGUACGGCUCUUCUGGCCGCACCGGCGGCUCCGACUCGUACGGCUCUUCUGGCCGCACCGGCGGCUCCGACUCGUACGGCUCUUCUGGCCGCACCGGCGGCUCCGACUCGUACAGUUCUUCCAAGCGUGACGACGACUAUUAA